GGCCGACAGACCUCCGCUGUGUAUGCGGGUAUAACUCUUCUCAUAUGAGCAGAACUUGUAACCGAAGCAACUGAGGGAUUAUUACUGGAAACAAAUCGGGCGGCACAGACUUCAGAACGUCUGAAGACAUGGACUCCAAACGCCAGAGUGUUGUGAUGGAACGACUUGUAAAUGAGUUAGGCUCUCUGCUGAAGAUGCUGGACCAUGAGACGGUCAGUCCUGCUACCGCUGAAAAAAUGGCAUCCAUACGCAACAUCCUGGACUCACUGCAGCUGUCAGUGAACGGCUCUGAUGUCUACAUGAACAGCUGUCUCUAUGGCAAUGGCACGAGCUUUGUAGAGUCUCUGUUUGAGGAUUUUGGCUGUGAUUUGCACAUGCUCAGUGCAUCUCCAGUGGAGCAGAAAGAGCACAAGGAUGAAGAGGAGAAGACUCAUCCCAAUAAAUCUACCCCAACUGACACACCUCCUCCUCCUCUGCCAACUACACCCCUUCCUGAUGACUACUAUGAAGAAGCUGUUCCUCUAGAUCCCGGAUCUACUCCUCAGUACUUUACCACCACAUCCAGGAACUCUGUGGAGGACGCCUAUUAUGAAGAUGCUGACAAUAACUACCCCACCACCAGAAUGAAUGGGCCUCCCAAAAGCUCCUACAAUGACUCAGAUGCUCUGAGUAGUUCCUACGAGUCUUACGAAGAAGAGGAAGAGGAAGCAAAGGGCCGAGACCAGCCUCAGAGAUGGACAGCCGAGGAAAGAACAGAUGGACCGGUUCGAGACUGCCGCAUCUGUGCCUUCCUACUGCGAAAGAAACGCUUUGGCCAGUGGGCUAAGCAGCUUGUUGUUGUCCGAGACAAUAAACUGCAGUGUUUUAAAAGCAUCAAAGAGAGCUCUCCCAACACAGAGCUCCCACUGAAUCUUUGCAACGUCAUCUAUGUCCCUAAGGAAGGCCGGAAAAAGCGUCACGAGUUGCGCUUCUCAUUACCUGGAGGCGAAGCGCUAGUCUUGGCAGUCCAGAGUAAAGAACAGGCCCAGCGAUGGCUCAAGGUGGUCCACGAUGUUGGCAGCCAGUGUAGCAACACUGAGGGGCUGGAUGGAUCAACUUCUCCAAUUAUACAGAGGAAGCUGGAGCUCGACAAGGUGCUACAGUCUGAGAGACAGGCUUCAGACUCAGACAGCGGGCCAACAGCAGACAGUCAGGCCACUGCACACGGGUCAGGACGAGACACUACUGACUCACUCAUUGGCCGCUGGCUUGGAGUUUUGUUUGCAGAGACCGGCAGCAGCACUCUCCCUGAAGAGUUGCACUACGAUUACAUCGAUGUGGACACACUUACUGACAUACGGCAUGCUGCCAGACACUCCUUCUUGUGGGCCACAACAGCUAACUCCUCCAGUAGUGCUUCAAUAGACUCCAGAACUUACGAUGAGGUCUAUGAAAGUGUUGCGGAAGUGGAUGUGGAGAGCAGAGGAGGCCAGGUGAGACGUCACGCUUCGUUCUCCAGCAGGGACUCUGAGAAAACUGAACAACAGGCUGCCAUUAAGAGACAUGCCUCCAAUGUGAAUCAGUAUGGGCGGUAUGGGAAGACGCGGGCAGAGGAGGAUGCCAGGCGGUACCUGAGAGAGAAAGAGGAGUUGGAAAAGCAGAAGGAGGACCUCAGAAAUGCACUGAUUUCCCUGCGCAAGGAGAAAAGGCAGUUGAAGGAGGAGGGGAAGAGCGGCACAGGUAAUAGUGUGGAAAAGCAGUUAGCUGAGCUGGAAACACUGUGCAAACAGAAGGAGGAGGAACGGGUGGAGCUGGAGCUGAGACUGACAGAGGUCAAAGAAAACCUGAAGAAGUCACUGGCUAGAGGGGCACUGGGUCCACCUACUGAUACCAAGAUCUACGUCAAGGCGCAGGGCAGUAAGGUUGAAAAGGUUUACAUGGAGACUGUGCCUGUCAACGCGGCAUCUGAGCUUCGAAAGCGGCCUCCGUCUCUUUACGCCUCCUCCAAGGGGAAUGUGAUGCAGAAGGCAAAGGAGUGGGAGUCAAAGAAGGGGACAUAGAGUGAUCAUAAACAGAUCGACAGAUGGAGACGAGGACGUUUGAAAGGAAAACGCAAGAAGAGCAAGAAAACUGGCACUGAAGAGAGAAAGGAUGGACUCGGAGGCAUUGCGCUCUCAUUUCAUCUAAAGGAAAAGUGCAGGCAGCGUGAUGCUGCACCAGCUACUGUAAAUACGACAUGCUCAGCUGAUACAUCAGUACCGUGUUAAUGUGGAUCACUAUGAACGUGAUGUGUACGUGUUGGUGUGAGUUUGCAUGCGUGUUUACAUUUGCACAGGGCUGCAGAAAGUUUUAAAAAAAAGGAAAGCGUAGCAAAGGGAGAGUGUAGUUCUUCAACACUGUGAGUUCAGCGUUACAGGCAAGACGUUUAGCUACACCCACUGGUUUGUAUUAUUUUUAUACUUGAUACUUGGAAAUGAAAAAUGAAAAACCCAGUUAAAGAAAAUUUUUUAGUUAUAAUCUUAAAUUAUCAUUAUUAGUAAGAGAAGUACAGAAUCUCAUAUCUUAAUUGUGUAUUUAUACGUUUAAUAAAAAAUAUCGAGUAGACACUGUUCCUAAAAGCAACGAAUAAAUGUUUGUUGUUGCAAUGUGAAACAAUUGGUUUUAACCUUUAUAUGACUCUUAUUUUUCACAUUUGACUUUUGCACUUUAUCUUGUUGUAUUUUGUGAUUGCAUAAAUGUGUCCUCAGCCCCUCUCAGCUGAAUCAUUUGAAGAUAAAUGCCUGUGUCUGCUUUACUUGCCCUUCACUGAGAAACGAACACACGCAAAUGUUGGAGUAAAUAAUUUUAUAAAGAA
Molecule: messenger RNA, 2833 nt
Organism: Neolamprologus brichardi
Lineage: Eukaryota; Metazoa; Chordata; Actinopteri; Cichliformes; Cichlidae
Source: RefSeq, a predicted model, not a curated record